GGUUUCACGGGUUCCUACGCCCCCUUCCGGUGCUUUGAGCACUGUUGCCGCCAUCUUGUUGGAGAAAGAAGGAGGGAAGUACGACCAGUUGGGACCGUGGCUGGGGAAGCGGACACGUCAGUGCCUCCAGCGACGUCACCAGAGAAGAGGCGAUGGCGGCGAUGGCAUCUUUCGGCGCCCUGGCACUACUCCUGCUGUUCGGCCUAUCUUGCUGCUCAGCAGAGACCUGCCUGGAGCCCCAGAUCAACCCUUCUUACUAUACAACCUCAGAUGCCGUCAUUUCUACAGAGACUGUAUUCAUCGUGGAGAUCUCACUGACUUGCAAGAACAGGGUUCAGAACAUGGCUCUUUAUGCUGACGUUGGUGGCAAACAGUUUCCUGUAACCAGGGGCCAGGAUGUGGGCCGAUAUCAGGUUUCAUGGAGCCUGGAGCACAAGAGCGCCCACGCAGGCACCUAUGAGGUCAGAUUCUUUGAUGAAGAGUCCUAUAGCCUCCUAAGGAAGGCUCAGAGAAAUAAUGAGGACGUUUCUGUCAUUACACCCCUGUUUACGGUCAGUGUGGACCAUCGGGGCACCUGGAAUGGGCCUUGGGUCUCCACGGAAGUGCUGGCUGCAAUAAUCGGCAUAGUGAUCUACUACCUAGCCUUCAAUGCAAAGAGCCACAUCCAGGCCUGAGGGCAGCAUCCUCAGAGCUCUAUUGCUUCUUUCAAUAAACAGUUGCUAUUUGCCAUGA
Molecule: messenger RNA, 732 nt
Organism: Mesocricetus auratus (golden hamster)
Lineage: Eukaryota; Metazoa; Chordata; Mammalia; Rodentia; Cricetidae
Gene: Ssr4
Product: signal sequence receptor subunit 4
Exons: 7
Coding region: 153-674 (173 amino acids)
Cellular component (GO): membrane; endomembrane system; endoplasmic reticulum
Source: RefSeq, a predicted model, not a curated record